GUAGGUCAGCGACAAAUGCAUUUGCGGCGAAUUUUUCUUUAUUACGUUAGAAGUGGUGCCAGCGACUGGACGAACUUAGAAAAUGAUUUUGCUACACACACUUCUCCUCUUCAGCAUCCUCCUACCAGCUCUCUCUGCGCCCGACCGUGCAGAAGCCAUGUCCAGAAUUACCGAAGCCAGGGCCCGCCUUGUUGCAAACCGUGCGAAACAUCGAGCAAACCCUGCCAGAUUCACAACCCAUGGCCGACCAUCCAUACCCAGUCGUUCCAAAAGACAAUACGCCCCACAAUACGAACCAUACCCUUACCCACCGCCGCCGCCACCACCCCAAAGCUACGCAUACGAAGACCCAGAACCAAUCCCCGUCCACAUCUGCUCCAUCGAAGACGACGAAUACGCAAGAAACGCAGAACCAGAAGAAGAAUCACACGAUUUUCACCACUUCUCUGGGGACCACGACCAAGCUUUUCCCGGCGUUCCACGAGAAAGUGAACAGUUUGAUGAUAAAGCUCGAGCAAUGAAUGUGUGGCUGGAGGAGUCCCAAGGCGAACGACCCUUAGACAGAGCCUUGGAAGAGUUGUCCGACGUGAGGGAUAUUUUGAGCGGGUUUGAUGGGUUAAGAGAAGCUGAAACUUUACCAACUGAAACUUUACCAGCUGAAACUUUACCAGCUGAAACGACACCAGUUAACGUUACUGUAAUAACACGAAAGCCGUCUAAGCCAAAGGGUCCUCAGCCAGGUGCACCCGAACAUAGAGGCCCCAUAGUGAAAUUCGACACUCAAGGUGGUGAUCCUGAAGACACUGAUCAAACUAGGGAUGCAGAGGCAGAUCCUCAUUUACAUUCCCGUUUUCACACUCACCUCCACUCCACUGUUCACGGUCACGGACUUCCCUUUCCACCAACACAUAUUUCUACUUCUGGUUUACAUUUACCUGCGACUCAAGUAAUCACACCCGGGUUGAAUUUGAACAUCAACCAGAACCAAAAUGUCAAUCAAGGUUUAAAUUCGGGUUUGCAUAGAGGAAUUGGGCCCAUUAUUCCCGGAGGAAUCGUGUCGCCGCUAAGUCAUUCUUUACCAAGUCAGAGUGCAGUCAUUUCAACCCAGACGCAACCAGUUUUCCAAGUAAGGCAGUCUGCGGCAUCACCCGAUGCGAUAGAAGCUCAGGGUCCUGAACGUCAACCUAAUCCUUCCACUCUCCCAAGUCAUUUUACUCAUCCGGAUUCCCCCAAUUUUCAGUCGGCCAUUCCAGGCUUUAGUGUGUCCAGAUCUGGAGAAGAAACUUUCGAUGAAGACGGGGCAAAUUUUGGGGAUGAGGAAGAAGUGCCGUCGGGACAAUCCAGACAUGCCAGUCCCACACACAAGAAAAAGAAGAAGAUGAAGCACCAACCUUAUCAGAGUUAUCCUUCUUAUAGCUCCUAUUAUCCACGUCCGACUUAUGGACGAUACAGAGAAGCCGAACAAGAAGGGGAUUUUUUAGCCGAAGAUAGAGAAGCUAGUCCAACCCACCACAAGAAAAAACACCAAAAAUCGCACUACAGCCCCUACCGAGAAGCCGACGAGAAUGAUCAGCUUGCCUCAGCUGAAGACCUACUUUCUUCACUUUUUAUGAGCCGAGAAGCCAGUCCCACCCACUCGAAGAAGCCAAAAUUUACCACAGUCUACUAUCCAACGUACAAUAAACAACCACACUACUACGGCCAAUCAGGGCACUACAGAGAAGCCGAAGAUAUCGAAGACCAGCGUCGCCAAAGAGACGAAAAUGACGACUUAGAAGACCUCAUUUCUUCGAAUUUCUUGUUCGAUUUUCCUGCCCGGAGAAGCAUUUCGGGCUAUAAGAGAUCCACCGAGCAACAACUGGACCAAAUUCUGGGUCAACAACGCCAGAUUGUAGAGUCGCUCCAACACCAAUCAAAAAACGACGAAGACUUGAAACUAGUAGCCGACAUAAGCAACAGAACGCUGACAGAUCUAGAAGAAAAGAGUCGAAAGAUCAGCAAAAGGUCGAUUCCUAUUACCCGAUUGAUCAGUGACCCUAAAGUCAAGCUCGAUGUUCCACAAACGGUUGAAAAUUUUGGGACCGCUACCAAGCACUCAUUCGAAGAUGAAAGAGCCCCGAUGUACCACCUCAAACACAUGAUUGGGUCCUCAAAAAACGCACUUCUUUCUGCCAUGAGAAUACCGCCUCAGAACAUGAUCAUACCUUCGGACUACGAAAUAGUAAGAUCUUCGGAAAGUGGUGUUUACGAUAAUGAACCCGAUGAUGACCCGUCUUCUCAUACUUUCACCAGAGUCGGACAAAUGGUAAGAAAUAGCAUCAAAUCGGGUCAAGAGACGGCAGCCCACCUUAGUGAUGUGGCCCACAGUGCUAAAAAUAUGUUUAGCACGGCUAGACACUCAGCCCCCAGAUUGAUCAUCCCAUACUCACAAAUUCCCGCUCUUCAAGACACCCGUAGACCAAGACCCAACAAGGCCCUUUUGCUAACACCAAGAAUUCUAGAUCUAGCCGAAGAAACUCGAAAAUCGUCAGAUUCCAGACCCAACUUUGUUCGUUUGGGACACUUGAUGGACGCUGUCGGGAUUUCCAAACCCAACCCGAAAAGUCUAGAGUUGCAGAAAAUAGUUUUUGGACCUCGAGGUAUCAGUGAGGGCCGCGCCGACGAAAAACUAGCCGAACUUUAUAGCAAAUUUAGACACAAAUAUGACGACGAUGUGGAAACUGUUGGUGAGGCGAUUAGUACCUUGGAAGAUGCGAAAAUAUCAGUAGGGGCCAAAGAUUUGCGCGAUUUCCUCGUGAAGAUGAGGGGCGAAUUGACUAGUAUGGUCCAAGGUACACCAGUUGAGUACAAGAAGAAACCGACCCUAAAGAAGAAGAAGAAAGAAGAGACGAAGGAAAUGGGGCGCUUUAUUGAAACCUUGUUUGAUGGAAGUAAGCCGCAGCCAAAAAACGACGAACGCACAGAAGACGGAAAAACGGGCGAGAAUGAAGUUGUAGGGGAUAGAAUGUUUCUUUCGCCCGAGCUUCUGCACCCGUUCAUGGGGCGGGCGUCGGAAGCGGACGUAAAGAGCUUCCUUCGGGAUAAUGGUGACAAUCUGGACAAAAAAGACGAUGCGUCGAAGAAUCACUAUGAAGAAUUGACUGGGUCAACCCAUGAUGAUGGUCUUAAUAAUUCUGAUUUGGGGUAUGUUCUAGGGGCCAUCAACCCUUUGAUGUUUGAGAGGAUGUAUAAUCAGACUGUCAAGAUUAACAAAGAGGGUGUGACCGAUCCUCAAGAGAUGUUUCAGCAUCAGCGCAAGAAAGACGAUGAUGGGACUGUUGGGACUAGUUUUACUUUGUCUGGACCCAUGCUGAAGCCGUUCAUGGGGGGUGUCCAACCACAAGAGAUUGAAAAUUUCCUGGAUACGUACAACAGGGGUGAAUCUUCCGAGUUUGAAGAAAACGAAAAAUAGUUUUGUAGUUUUUAUUUUGAUAAUGUAUACGUUUGAUUUUGUACGAAGAUUAGGUACCUAUGUAAACCUAAUUCUGUUUGAACGAUAGUUUUGGUAUGGUCUUUGUGGCCUAGGUCUAGGUCUGCUGUAAUAGGGAUCUGUAACAAUUUGCCAAUUUAAUAUACAUGUUUGACAUA
This is a messenger RNA of Zophobas morio, 3627 nucleotides long. RefSeq lists its product as uncharacterized. NCBI's taxonomy places the organism in Eukaryota, Metazoa, Arthropoda, Insecta, Coleoptera, Tenebrionidae. The record is from RefSeq and is a predicted model, not a curated record. The transcript has 2 exons. The coding region runs from base 83 to 3451 and encodes 1122 amino acids.